AUGAACAGAGGCGAGGCGAUAACUGCAAAAUUGCGCGCAUCACGUCGACGACAUCCACGUGCUUCACGUGCCUGCGAGACCUGUCGCGUUCGCAAGACGAAAUGUGACCAAGCAAAGCCAUGCUCCUACUGUGCUUAUCACGCACUUGACUGUGUUUACAGAGCUUCUGGUCAAAAUGAAAGCUCAACACCAACAGUUAAAAGACAUGCCCAAGCGAGGGGAGUGCAAAGGGCACCUACAGAUCAUGCUCGACCAUCUCCGUGGCCAGAAGUGAGUUCACCCAACCAAUUGACCUCGCAGCACCGUGGUACUCUGGAUCUCCUUGCAGGAGAAGCAGCUCGUGCACCCCGUACAGCUAUCAACCGCAAUGCUACAUCACCCAGACGGACCACCCCGGAGGUGUAUGAUUCAGCAUCUAGAGACGGCCUAAGCGGAAUCAACUUACACACCAACGGCACGGAAUUCUAUGGCAACUCUUCGAAUCUCGCUUUUUUUGGAAAUCUAUAUGCGCGAGCUCGCAAUCAGGCAGAAGCUAGAACAUCGAACAUACCCGAGAAUAUGUCUUCUAAUCUUCCGGAAGGGGGCUGUCGUCUGGCGCCAGACCAGCCGUCGAGUAUGAAAUAUGUCUCACCUCAACAAGCACUUCACCCGACGGUGGACAAGGAACCGACAAACGCAAAGCCUGCGACGAGGGCGGCCCAGCUGUCUAUCGUUAACCUACUUUACAAUCCAGGUUAUCCUAGUACCUCCCCACCUCAGAUCAACGGGCGGCCUGAGGAUGAUGGAAAUAGACGACCCUCAGCCGUUGGGGACCAAAGAAUCCCGCCUCGAACUAUCGCUGGGAUAGACAAUGAAAAUGCAGUGGCGCUAGCUAUCGAUGAGCUCUCCGACGAGGCACAACUUGAAAUUGAGAAGAUCUUCAUCGGCAGCUACUUUUCAAACAAACAUUAUAUACACCCUAUGUUGUGUAAAAAUGCCUUCAUGCGAAGGUGCGAACAAGAAGCUUUCGUAGCUUCGAAACGAAGAGCAUUCUGCCGUCGGUCAUCGAAGUUCAAAGGCUUAUAUUUCGCCGUGGUUGCCCUGGGUGCCAUCAAUGCCAGCCCUAAUGAGACUUCUCUUCUGGAUCAUUAUUCUAGUUGUUCGGCUGACGGACAAAAAUACAGUUUUGCAGGGAAGCCGUCAGCCUUGGAUUUUGCUGAUUUCUACUUUGGCAUCACAAAACAAGCCCUUGGGGAUAUAUUCGAGAGCUGCUCCCUAGAGAGUGCCCAGACUCUCUUGCUCCUAAGCGUAUUCUGUCAGAACGCUUUACGGCCUCACAGCUGCUUCAUGUAUAGCGGAAUGGCAGUUAGAACAGCGAUUGCAAUUGGAUUGGCAUCUGGAAUGUCCUCUCUGCCUCCAAGCAUACGCAAAGAAGGCCGACGCACCUGGUGGUGCAUAUACUCACAUGAAGUCGAAAUGUGCUGUUCCUCGGGGAGGCUGGAUAGCAUGAAGCAGCUUGACCAUUACCAGGUCACUGUACCUCCAUUAAAGGCAAAUAACUGUGGCAGUCAUGACCCCGAGGCAGAGGAGGACGACGUAGCCAUGAUACCGGUCAUGGUAGCUUUAGCGCAGAUCAUGUCAGAGGCGUCUCAUCUGCUCUACCAUUCACCGAAACGCCAUACGAGCGAGAUGUCGCAGAUUGCAAUGAGCCUUGAUAAUAAAUUAGAGGAGUGGAAAUCCAACCUACCCUCCUUUCUCAACGUAGACGUUGCCUCGCUCAACGAUUCGGAGUGGGCGUUCAAGCAGAAAUUAGUCUUACGACUGAGAUUCUACAAUACGCGGAUACUCAUACAUCGUCCCUUCCUGGCAGCAUCAACAUGUAUCACCGAAUCACCCAACCUACUCCAGCACGGCCAUAUCUGCCUAACAGCAGCAAAAGCCAGCAUCCAAAUGCAAUAUGAAUCAUUCUUACAUAGAAUCUACAUACGAACCUGGUGGUACAACACAACCUACGCCCUCUACGGAGCCAUGAUCCUCCUCCACCUAAUCCUCUCCGACUUCCCAGGUAUAAGCGAGGAAGAGCUGCUCAAGGACGUCGAGAAAAGCCUCGAAAUCUUCGACUCAAUGACCAACAUCGUCGUCGCUCGCCGCUGCUCCGAGAUGAUCCGUGAAGUCCUCGACGUAGCCCGCGCCUGUGUCGCAAGGCGUCGAGCAGUAUCCGCUGUACCUAUCUUACCCCCUCAUGCCGACACCAACAUCGACUCAUCGAGCCUAGAGGCAAAUGACGACCAGAGUGUCCAUACCCGGACGGAUAUGGCCCCGUUGGCGUCACAGGGCGAAGACGGGGAUUUCCUUUUCUCGCUCUUUAACCAAGACGCUCAGCCUGAUACCCGGGCUGAGAUUCUGGCUAAUCUAGUUGACCCGACGAUAUUGGAGGAUUUUGCGUUCGGAAAUGGGGGGAAUGAUUUUUCGUACUUUCUGGGGUUGUGA
Molecule: messenger RNA, 2469 nt
Organism: Aspergillus pseudonomiae
Lineage: Eukaryota; Fungi; Ascomycota; Eurotiomycetes; Eurotiales; Aspergillaceae
Product: Zn(II)2Cys6 transcription factor
Exons: 12
Coding region: 1-2469 (822 amino acids)
Biological process (GO): DNA-templated transcription; positive regulation of transcription from RNA polymerase II promoter by galactose
Cellular component (GO): nucleus
Molecular function (GO): DNA-binding transcription factor activity, RNA polymerase II-specific; RNA polymerase II cis-regulatory region sequence-specific DNA binding; zinc ion binding
Source: RefSeq, a predicted model, not a curated record